This is a messenger RNA of Physcomitrium patens, 1336 nucleotides long. RefSeq lists its product as uncharacterized. Gene Ontology annotation, molecular function: protein binding. Lineage: Eukaryota; Viridiplantae; Streptophyta; Bryopsida; Funariales; Funariaceae. The record is from RefSeq and is a predicted model, not a curated record.
AAUGCAGGGAAAGGCAUGGAAAGGGGGGAAGAAGAAAGGGAGAGAGAGAGCCUAGUCUUGUGGUGCACAAGCCACAACCCGAGCCUGGUGACGUCCCAGCCAUCGACUGCAUCGCAGCCAGCCAGCCUUCAGCUCCACCCAGCUCUCAAACAGGCUGCGAAUCUCGAAUCUCCACCACCACCACCACCAUCACAACCAGCUCUUGCACUAGCAAUCCUUAGCAGCACCAGUGUGGUGGUGACCAUCGUCGUCGUCGUCGACGUUGUUGUUGUUGUUGUCCAGGGGUUGGUUAUGGCGGGACGUCUCAUGGCCCUCGCCUGUGCCCGCCCCUCUGCAUUGCCUUGUGCCUCACCCCCCACAACCCCAGGCAUCACCUCCCAGCACUGCUCGCAAUCUCUUCCCGGGAUAGCCAUUCGACGUCCUCGUUUGGGCUUAGGGAAGCAAUUCGAGUCUGACUAUGGGCUAUGCGGCAACCAAUUGAAGAGGUCGCAGCCCGUGAAUGCCAUUUUCGGUUCAGACACAAACUCAUCUGCAAGUGCAAGCGACAAUGAUGACGAUCUCCCUCCGGCUGGUUGCAGUCGAAUUAAACUGGAACUCAAGAAGCCUCUAGGCAUUGCCUUCGAGGAAGAUAAAUUCGGCAACGUGAUGGUGGGGGAAGUCAUCGAAGGUGGAAACGCAUACAAGUCAGGAUUGGUGGACGCUGGAGACCAGCUCAUCGCCACGAGCGCCAUAGUCUACUCAUCCGAGGAUGAGUAUCAAGGUGUGGUCGUCAGAAAGGGUAUGCAGAAGGUGCGGCUCAACGUACGCGGGGAGAGAUUCGAGACGGUGAUUGCAGCAAUCGGCACCCAUCCGUAUUACAUUCCGGUGGCGCUGGAGUUCCAGAAAUGCAAGCCUGUGGUGGCAGAAUCUGCAAAUGGGUCUGCAACGAGCUGAACAACGCAGCUAUGAAGCCUGAUGCCAUGGUUGCUGAGAUGAGAGCCACCUCAGCUUACAGCACCACUUGUGUUUCAUACCCUCCAAGAACUCCCUCGCCUUCUGCUUUUUGUCUGUUGUUUUGCACAUCCACAGGUGGGAGUUGCUAUGGCUUUUGCAUCUCUUCCAUUUCUAUGCAAAGUUGUAAUGAAUCCAGUAAUGUUUCGGUUCAUGAAUUUCGGCUAACCUUGCUUUUCACUAGCUUGUAGUUUUUAUGGACAUUGCAGCAUGUAGACACUGGGUUUGUUGCCAUGAGAAGCAUGAGCAUCUUUGUACUCUAAACUAGCUGAACCCGUGCAGUUGUCACGGAAUCUUGAAAAUCUGAUUAGUCGCAUAACACAUGUGACUAUAUUACCUAGUUCAA